UCAUCUUGGCCGAGAAGAACGCUAUUGGUUGCUCCUGGCCGUCUUCAUCCCGCUGGAACAACACUGCACCGCCUCCGAUCUGGGAUGCAUCGCACUGGAUGAAAAAGUGCCGCUUGAAGUCCGCAUGUACCAGCACUGGCGCAGUAGUUAGGGCCAUUUUCAUGGACUCUACUGCCAGCUGUGCUCCUGGACUCAAGGAAAACUUCUUAUUUCCCGUCUUCUUCAAGGAUUCCGUGAGCGGGGCUGCCAACGUCGCGAAGUUCUUUAUAAACCGACGGUACCAACCCGCGGUUAUAAGAAAGGCUCUCACUUCCUUCAUGGUCCUUGGCUCAGGCAUCCGCCUAAUGGCUGCUACACGCCCUGGAUCCAUCCGCAGACGUCCUCCACCCACUAUGAAGCCGAGGCAUUCAGCGACUCGGCGAAGAUACUUCAUAGUCCGAAAGGCAUUACCCGAAACUGGUAAAGAGGCCGACCAGGAACCGGCUGUGUAUUCUUUGCUGCUCGUGUCCAACUCAAUCUGCCAAAAAGCGAACUUCAAAACCACGCUGGAAAUGAAGUACGUUUGGUCGAUUCUGGAGAGGAAGCCGGCUAUGCUGGGCAGCGGGUAA
Molecule: messenger RNA, 608 nt
Organism: Drosophila gunungcola (fruit fly)
Lineage: Eukaryota; Metazoa; Arthropoda; Insecta; Diptera; Drosophilidae
Exons: 3
Coding region: 99-608 (169 amino acids)
Source: RefSeq, a predicted model, not a curated record